Gavia stellata (red-throated loon) is the source of this 1208-nucleotide messenger RNA. RefSeq names its product RIB43A domain with coiled-coils 2 (gene RIBC2). Bases 1 to 1140 code for a protein of 379 amino acids. The transcript is spliced from 7 exons. The record is from RefSeq and is a predicted model, not a curated record. NCBI's taxonomy places the organism in Eukaryota, Metazoa, Chordata, Aves, Gaviiformes, Gaviidae.
AUGAGCAGGCUGGGGCUGCAGCGAGACCUGCAGGAGGCUGCCUCCCUGGAGCGGCGGCGGCAGCGGGAGCUGCAGCGGCAGAGCCGCAUCUUCAACGCGCGAGUCCGGACCAUAGGGGUUGAUAAAGAUGCAUUGGAUACCCAGGUCAAGGAUAGGAAAAUUCAAGAAGCAGCUGAAAAAGCACGAAAUGAAGAACUUGCUAAUGAAAUGAAGGAAAAUGACAAGAUCAUGUGUAUGUUAGAAGAAGGACAGAAAAAUGAUAUCAGAAACAUAAAUAAGGCUAUCAGUGAAUUUCAGAAGAAUUUUCAGAAGCCAGAAACAAGACGUGAAUUUGACCUGUCUGAUCCACAAGCUCUAAAGAAGGAUAGACCUGCUCGACUUUCAGACGAUGAUCCUCGAUGUACUAUAUCUGGCUUGCAGAAGUUUAUGGGUGAAGACUUAAACUAUGAUCAAAGGAUGAAAUUUCAAAAGGAGCAGUUAAGAGAGUGGUCUCUUCAGCAACAGAGAGACUGGAAGAAUCAAUUAGCUGAUCAAAAAUUUGCAGAUGAUCUGUAUGACAAGAAUAGGAUUGAACUUGACCAAAAGACUAUGGAGCAACAACGAAAAGAAGAAGAAAACAGGCGUGCUCUUUGUGCAGCUACUAAAGAUUUCAAUAGAACCCAGGCUGCUGAACUAGCUGAGAGAAAGAAGUUGGAAAAGUAUCAAAGAAUAAAAGAUGACAUGGAUGAAAUUUCCAACCUCCUUCAAGGAGACUUACUUUCCGAAAACCCUGAACAAGCAGUCAGUUCCUUUGGUAGACAUCGUGUGAUCACAGAUCGAUGGAAGGGAAUGAAUCAGGAUCAGCUGAUGGCAAUCCGUUACUCUCAACAGCAACAAGUUCUAGAGAAACUGAGACUAAAAGAGGAAGAACGCCGAAGAGAUGCUGAAUGGGACAGGCAAACUAUACAGGCUGCAAAAGCGCAGUUGCUUUUAGAGCGGCAUCAACAGCGACUGAAUCGGGAACGCCGCCGAGCUUUAGAUAACAUAAACGCAGAGCUAUCUCAGGAGCAGAAAUCAAAGAACAUUCAUCUUAAAGAAGAGGCAUACUCAAAUUUUCCAACAGGCCAGUAUUACGCACAGUUUAAUACAACCAGCCGAUGACAUUCUGGAUAAAUCAACCUGAAACAUACAGAAGUAUGUAGACAUAUUAAAAUUUUUAAUUAAGCAAU